AUGAAACGUUUGAAGGAAGAAUCGUCGAUUGGUGCAUUGAACAUGAUCCAAUCGAAGUUUCUCCGACGUACGCGCGAGAAGGUUGGUGAGAUGAAGACACCAACCGCAGGAUUGUGUGGAAGUACCCGUCCUAGGCAGCGCAGAGCCAUCAUUGGCCAAGAACAACUCUGUUGGUUAUGCUUAGGUUACGGACAUUUGCUCGGCACCCAUGUGUUUAUACUGCAGCAAAGCCCACCAUCUAACAUUGUGCCUGAAUCCCCCGAGAGCGCGCAGUUUAUUCUUCCCACCGACACGUUUCCAUCGUCGAACAUUUUCGCCUAA
Messenger RNA from Cylicostephanus goldi, 321 nucleotides. The record is from the annotation of a GenBank genome assembly. Lineage: Eukaryota; Metazoa; Nematoda; Chromadorea; Rhabditida; Strongylidae.